AUGGCAGAUGAUAACAAGCGGUUGGGCACCCUUUCACAAGGCGGAUACUAUGAUCUCGGGAACUAUCACCGUCCUGUCAGUACAAACAACCCGGGUGCCCAAGCUUGGUUCGAUCGGGGGCUGAUCUGGAGCUUUGCCUUCAACCAUGACGAGGCAGCAGAGUGCUUUCAACGAGCCAUCGAUCAAGAUCCUGAUUGCGCCAUGGCAUACUGGGGGCUGGCAUACACUUCUGGGCCCAACUACAAUAUGCCAUGGGCAUUUUUUAAUGCUGAACAGCUGGGAUAUGUGGUGAAUAAAACCCAUAACACAGCGAAGCAGGCGGAAGAGAAGGCAAAAGCGCCAACCGUGUCAGCGGUUGAGAAGGCCUUAAGCAAAGCAUUGACGUUCCGAUAUCCCCAAGACCACCCUGUGGAAGACUGCUCUGUUUGGAACAAGGGUUAUGCUGAUGCAAUGAAGUUGGUAUAUCAAGAAUUUCCCGACGACAUUGAUGUGGCGAUGCUGUAUGUAGAUGCGUUGAUGAACUUAACCCCAUGGAAAUUAUGGGACCUGGUCACUGGGAAUCCGGCAAAGGGAGCACACACACUGGAGGCCAAAGACAUCCUUGAUCGUGCGCUGGCCCAGGAAGGCGGACUUUCCCAUCCUGGGUUACUCCAUCUUUAUAUUCAUCUUCUGGAGAUGUCUACCACCCCAGAGGCAGCAUUACCGGCAGCUAACCGCCUAAGAGGCCUCGUUCCCGACUCUGGUCAUCUAAACCAUAUGCCAUCUCAUAUCGAUAUCCUCUGUGGCGACUAUCAAGGAGCCGUCACGUCGAACUCAGAUGCGAUUGUGGCUGAUGAGAAAUUCGUCGCGCAGCACGGAGGAUGCCACAAUUAUCACUUCAAAGUAUACGCAGCUAUGUUUUCAGGACAGUCGAAAAUUGCAAUUAAUACCGUUAGACAGAUGGAGGCAAAUAUACCCGACCAACUACUACGUGAAUCUUCUGCAAUGGCGAAUUUACUGGAGUCGUUCGUCGCAAUGCAAGUACAUGUUCUUAUCCGUUUUGGGCUGUGGGAUGAUGUCCUCGCACUCGAACUUCCAGAGGACCAGGUCCUAUAUUGCGUAACCACGGCAAUGAGGUUGUAUGGAAAGGGAGUUGCUUAUGCGGCUACUGGGAACAUUGAAAAGGCACGAGAGAUCCGCGAAGCCUUUCAUAACGCCGUGAAACGUGUAUUGCCCACUCGGACAGUAUUCAAUAAUAGCUGUGGUGACAUCUUAGCUAUUGCAUCCGCAAUGUUGGAUGGUGAACUCGAAUAUCGUCUUGGGCACUACGACGCAGCGUUCGAACAUUUGCGACAUUCCAUAAAGUUAUACGAUUCGCUCCACUACGAUGAGCCCUGGGGCUGGAUGCAGCCGACUAGGCAUGCGUACGGCGCACUCUUGCUCGAGAGAGGCCAUGUCCAGGAAGCCGCCGCUGCGUACCGAGCAGAUCUGGGGCUUGAUAGUACCGUUCCCCGUGCGCUGCAGCAUCCGAAUAAUGUUUGGGCAUUACAUGGGUAUCACGAAUGCCUCGAAGCGCUAGGAAAGGCAGAUGAAGCUGCAAAGGUCGCGCAACAGCUUGCUACGGCACUUGCCGUAACGGAUGUGCCCAUCAGAUCGUCUUGUUUCUGUCGACUCCGCACCGUUGCCAGAAUGUAA
Molecule: messenger RNA, 1674 nt
Organism: Microsporum canis CBS 113480
Lineage: Eukaryota; Fungi; Ascomycota; Eurotiomycetes; Onygenales; Arthrodermataceae
Product: TPR domain-containing protein
Exons: 2
Coding region: 1-1674 (557 amino acids)
Cellular component (GO): intracellular anatomical structure
Molecular function (GO): protein binding
Source: RefSeq, a predicted model, not a curated record